AUGUCAAUCAUUAGCCACCACGACACUUGCGUCUUCCACCUCCGUCGUCAGCCGCCACGACACUUCGCCUUCCUCGCGCAUCUCUUGCUCGUUGCACAGAGAGAGAGAGAGAGACGGAAAAAGAUGAGGUUGAUAGUGCACAACAUGUUGUCUUGCAACAUCAAGGGAGUGGUGAACAAGUUUCCACUGCUGAUCGAAGCUGAGAAAGUAAUUGAGAAGGAGGUCGAUUUCAACCCGGACUUCCUCAGGCACAUGUUCGCGAAGAUCGAGUGGAAGGCUUUGGUCGACGGUGCACGUUCUAUGGGAUACUCCGAGCUUCCAGACUACGCACCAGACACGGCGGCGCUGGAUUCCGACGAAUCUUUUCUCAGGAAGUUCCACCACGCUUUGCUCGAGCUCCACCUCGACGAAGGCUCAAUCGUCUGCCCAGAAACCGGUAGAAAGUUUUCAGUCAACAAAGGAAUCCCCAAUAUGCUUCUCCACGAAGACGAAGUUUAA
Microthlaspi erraticum is the source of this 498-nucleotide messenger RNA. Lineage: Eukaryota; Viridiplantae; Streptophyta; Magnoliopsida; Brassicales; Brassicaceae. The record is from the annotation of a GenBank genome assembly.